AAAAAUCGAAAGUCAUAUUUGACUGAAAUGCCCAUGCUGCUUCUGUAAGGCACCACUGGCUCACAAAUACAUUGAGAUAGGGUGCAUUUCUUUUCCUGAGACCAUGCCUCUGCUUUUUCCCAAAAAAACAUCUGUGCACCGUCCUGCAUGUCUCACAUAUUUGCUUUGAAAACAUGUAACUAUACAUCAUGAACAAGGUACACUGCUGGUGUCUCUCAAGCCACAAGUUCCCUUGAGUAUAGAAAAGGGAAACUGCUUCAGACAAACUAAAGCUUCUGUCCUUUAAUUAAAAAUGUUUAUGAUAAGGAAAUUACCAGCCUCAGAGUGGUAUUGCAGUACAGAUCCAUGGUACUGAGAGGUGAUCAGAUGGGAUUUGGAAAGGACAUCCCUCUAAUACUGGGUGUAUAAAAAUGCCAUGCAAGGUGAAAUUGCUGCACAUUGUCAUGUGUGAAGUGAUGGACAUCUGCAAGUUUCCUCACCUAGACAGUUAAAUUUGUGGCCAGUUUUCUCCAAGAUUUGGAAUUUUUAGAAUUUAAUACGAUCAGAGAUUUUGACAUAAAGGCUUUUUCUGUGCAAGAAAAAGAAACACAACAAAACACAUGAUGGAUUUUAAUUUUUCCAUAUAUACAACAUUUUUGACUUUAGAAUCACUGGAAUUGUCUCCCUCCAAUGUUUUCCCAGCAUUCAUGUUUGGAACUCUCACCUAUUGUGCCAUUUUGGUUUUCAAUAUGACUGUAUUGCUAACAAUUGCUUUAAAUCAGAAACUCCAUAAGCCUAUGUAUAUUCUAUUGUUUAACUUGCCACUCAGUGAUAUGAUGGGUGCCUCAGCCUUUUUCCCUCAGCUGGUGUCUAGUAUUCUGUCACAGAGUAGAUCCAUCACUUACUCUGCUUGUUUUGUGCAAGCUUUACUGGUACAUCUGUAUGGAGCUGGAGCAUUUCUCACUCUCAGUGCUAUGGCUUAUGACAGAUACAUUGCCAUUUGUUGUCCAUUGAAAUAUAACACCUUGAUGUCUCCAAAUAGCUUGCUGAAAAUAAUUAUUAUAAUGUGGACCUUGGAUUUUACUUUGAUUGGUUCACUACUUGCACUGAACUACCGCAAAGAGAUUUGUAGCACACAAAUAGUGGACAUUUUCUGCAAUAAUCCAUCUUUGAUGAAGCUGGUAUGUGGAGAUACAAAGUUAAAUAACUACUAUGGACUGUUUGUAACAGCUUUUUUUGAUGGUCUGUCUCUGCUGAUAGUGGUGUUCACAUACAUCCAAAUCUUAAUCACUGUUGUUGUUAAAAGACAGUCUGAUGCCAAAAGUAAAGCACUUCAGACCUGUGGUACACACCUAAUUGUUUUCUUAUGCUUUCAGUUCACCUCAGUCUUUGCCUUUAUAGCUCAUAGAUUUGAGACAGCAUCCCCAAACUUACGACGGGCCUUAGGUGCUUCUGCCAUAAUAUUUCCUCCAAUACUUAAUCCUCUUAUAUAUGGACUGAAAACAAAGGAAAUUCGGCAGAAUUUUAUUUUGUUUUUCCCUAAGAAAUUUUCCCUAGCAAAACAGAAUAAUAGUGGGAUGAAAAGACAACUGCAGUAA
This is a messenger RNA of Colossoma macropomum (tambaqui), 1577 nucleotides long. RefSeq names its product olfactory receptor 52J3-like. The coding region runs from base 600 to 1577 and encodes 325 amino acids. The record is from RefSeq and is a predicted model, not a curated record. Gene Ontology annotation, molecular function: olfactory receptor activity; G protein-coupled receptor activity. Gene Ontology annotation, biological process: G protein-coupled receptor signaling pathway. NCBI's taxonomy places the organism in Eukaryota, Metazoa, Chordata, Actinopteri, Characiformes, Serrasalmidae. The transcript has a single exon. Gene Ontology annotation, cellular component: membrane.